AGCCGAGUUAUGACGUUCUUCCGAUCGCGCCAUAUUCAAGCAAAAUAGAGUCUUUGGGAGAAGUCAUUUCGUGUUACUUAUUGUAGAGAUAUUUAUACGAAACCAAGAAAAUUACCUUUUGCCCGUCUUUUAGUAGUACAUAUAAAUGGGUGAUUGUGCUGAAAAAUAGAGCUAAAGUAUUGUAAUCUAAACAACAUCAUCACUACCAAGCAGCAUUCCCAUUGCUAUGGCUAUGGCAAUGCAAGUGGAACAACAACAAGGCACACAAGAAGAAGACUUUGGUCCUAUUCCAAUACACAAAUUAGAGUCACAUGGUAUCAGUGCAAAUGAUGUGAAAAAAUUGGAGGAUGCUGGAUACCACACGGUAGAAGCAAUAGCAUAUGCACCAAAGAAAGAAUUGAUUGGUAUACGAGGUAUAAGUGAUGCAAAAGCUGACAAAAUAUUGAAUGAAUCUCAAAAAUUAGUUCCAAUGGGUUUCACAACAGCAACACAGUUUCACCAACAAAGGUCUGAAAUAAUUCAAAUCACCACAGGAUCUAAAGAACUGGAUAAACUGUUACAGGGUGUGCCUGGUGGUGCCUCUUCACCUCGGUACUUAAUGUAUGGGUUGUCUGGUCAAGAUGUUUUAGAUAAUGUGGCUUAUGCACGUGCUUAUAAUUCUGACCAUCAGUCACAAUUACUACUUCAGGCAUCAGCUAUGAUGGCAGAAUCAAGAUAUUCUUUGUUAAUUGUGGACAGUGCAACUGCCUUAUACAGAACAGAUUAUAGUGGAAGAGGGGAACUUGCUGCAAGACAGAUGCAUCUUGCAAGGUUCCUUAGGACACUACUCAGAUUGGCUGAUGAGUUUGGUGUGGCAGUGGUUAUUACGAAUCAGGUUGUUGCCCAGGUAGACGGUGCUGCAAUGUUUACUGCUGAUCCCAAGAAACCAAUUGGAGGAAAUAUAAUAGCCCAUGCAUCAACAACACGACUUUACCUACGUAAAGGACGUGGAGAGACUCGUAUAUGCAAGAUUUAUGAUUCACCAUGUCUCCCUGAAGCAGAAGCAAUGUUUGCCAUUCUGGCUGAUGGGGUUGGGGAUGCCAAAGACUGAAUAUUGUUUAUAGCAAACCUUAGUUGAGAUAACCCCGUUGUGUAAUAUACACAAGUCAUAAAAUUCAACCAGUUGUCAAUUGUACUCAAAAUCUAUUCAUUUAUGGUGAUGCAGCACUGCAAGUUCGCAUCAAUAACAUCUCUGCUGUGUUCUUCCUAGGAGAAAGUGUCAUGGCUAAGUUCCACAUGUUAUUUGAUUCAUUUGUCCAGUUAGUUAAUUCUUUUGUUUCUGACAAACUCCAAGCACAGUGGCCAUUAUUCUUGAACUCUUCUGGUUUAAUUAUUCAACACAAAGGCUUGUCAAUGUGAGAUGCACAAGUACAUUUGUAUUUGUUAUGAUGUACGAUACAUGAAGGUGAAUGUUAAAAGCUGUUCAUUUUACUCAUGUGUGGCUUUCCUGUAAUAACUAUUGAAAUAGAACAGCUCUCAAUGCAUGAUAAGUUAUUACAUCAUAUAGAAAUAUUAUGCCACAAGCUUCUUGUGUUUUUGCUUUUAAUAGUAGCACGUGUGUUUACGUACUAGUAAAUGACAGAUGUGCAUCUAUGGUCAGAAAGUAUACAAUAAAUGCAAUUUUUUUUUUACCAUUUACUUCACCAUCCUAUUUUGCCGGUUUUCUUAUUGUUGCACGUUUUCAUUAUUUCUUUUGUAUAUUGUGGUAGACGUUGAAUAAAUAUGUACAUACAGUGAUUUUUUUUCAGUUAUUUACUAAAUACAUGUAUAAUAAAUAUCUAAGAAAAACAAA
Messenger RNA from Saccoglossus kowalevskii, 1831 nucleotides. RefSeq names its product DNA repair protein RAD51 homolog 1. Gene Ontology annotation, molecular function: ATP hydrolysis activity; ATP binding; DNA strand exchange activity. Gene Ontology annotation, biological process: mitotic recombination-dependent replication fork processing; mitotic recombination; double-strand break repair via homologous recombination. NCBI's taxonomy places the organism in Eukaryota, Metazoa, Hemichordata, Enteropneusta, Harrimaniidae. Gene Ontology annotation, cellular component: condensed nuclear chromosome. The record is from RefSeq and is a predicted model, not a curated record.